AUGCCCCAAGUCGGUAUCAUCUCCAUGAUCACAGAGUUCAUUGGAGCUGUGGCCCUGGGAGAGCGGGUCACGGGUACAAUCAAGAAUAACAUUAUCAACAUCGAUCACUUUGCCGAGAGCCCAGCCGUACUCAUGUUGGUCAUGGGAUGUUCCGAAGUGGCCUCGGCCAGCUGGCUCAUCCUCGCCACCAAGAUGGGCAUGCCCGUGUCAACGACGCAAACAAUCGUUGGCGCCUUGAUUGGGGCUGGCAUUGCAUCGGGAGCCAGUGUGUCGUGGGCUUGGAACGACGGCAGCGUGUCGCAAGUCGCCGCCUCGUGGGGGAUCGCCCCUUUGAUCUCGGGCGCCUUUGCUGCCAUCCUCUUUGGCACCUUGAAAUUCUUCAUCCUCGAGCGUCAGAACUCGUUCGAGAAGGCCAUGCGUGCUAUACCCUUCUAUCUCGCUUUCACCGGCGCCAUCUUGGCGCUUUUCAUAACAGUCGAAGCCCCUGGCGCGCCCAGUCUCGAAGCCCUUGGUGCAGGCACUGCCUGCGGAAUAGUACUCGGGGUGUUCUUCGGCGUCCUGGCCAUCGGCUACAUAUUCUUCAUCCCCUACUUCAAGAGGGUAAUCGUCAUGCAAGAUCCCCGGAUCCGACCCUGGCACAUCCCUUUGGGGCCUCUGCUACUGAAGGAGAACCCCCCGCUCUACUUUCCUGGCAAGGGCGAUUCAAUCGUCAUUGAUUACUAUGAAAGUUCCCACGACCAGGCCACCAGUGAGAAGCAACGGUAUCAGGAUGGCAGCAGAACAUCUGCAUCGGAUUUCGCCAGUACUGAUAAGAAGAAGACCGACACCGAUAGUCCCAAUCAAAUCUGUCCUACGACCGAGCCGGCCGCCACCGGCAGCAGCUCUGGUGUGCAACCUAAUCUCGCGGGCAAUGGCCAGUCUCUGGAGGAUGUUGAGCGCCAUGGGACCCUGCCCAUUCGACGCAAGCAUCUCAAGCCUGAGCCGGAGGAGCGCUUCCUUGCGCCAACGGCACACCUUCCUGUCUAUCACCCACAACGACAGUGGUCGCUUCUCAAAUACUUCUUCCUCCAGGGGGUAACGCGCGAUUGUGUUACGCACGCGUCGGCUCAACUCGCAAACGUCCACGGCAAGGCGAAGCGGUAUGAUAACCGCGUUGAACACCUUUGGACCUACGCCCAGGUUGCUUCCGCGAUUAUGAUGUCCAUUGCACAUGGGUCCAAUGAUGUGGCCAACUCGGUCGGCCCCUGGGUGGCAUCCUACCAAGUUUUCCGUACUGGUCUAGUGACUGAGGAUGUCAACACUCCUGUCUGGAUCCUCGUUGUCGCCGGUUUCCUCCUCGGCGCUGGUUUUUGGUUCAUGGGCCAUCACAUUAUCAGGGCGCUCGGCAACAAGAUCACACAGCUGUCGCCGACGAGGGGCUACGCAAUGGAGCUUGGUGCUGCCAUUACUGUGUUGCUGGCGAGUCGCCUCGGGCUUCCAGUGUCGACCACCCAGUGCCUCACAGGUGCUGUCGUUGGCGUGGCACUGAUGAACUUGGAUUUGGGCGCUGUAAACUGGCGGCAAUUAGCUUUCAUCUUUGGAGGCUGGGUGCUGACACUUCCGUGCGCCGGGCUCAUGUCGGGUCUUUUGACGGUCAUGGCAUUGAACGCGCCCCAGUUUGGAUCCUAA
Molecule: messenger RNA, 1668 nt
Organism: Verticillium dahliae VdLs.17
Lineage: Eukaryota; Fungi; Ascomycota; Sordariomycetes; Glomerellales; Plectosphaerellaceae
Product: phosphate transporter family protein
Exons: 1
Coding region: 1-1668 (555 amino acids)
Biological process (GO): phosphate ion transmembrane transport
Cellular component (GO): membrane
Source: RefSeq, a predicted model, not a curated record